AUGUACGGCAAUUUAGAUAAUAUAGGAUCAUUAGAAAAAAGCAGCUUACCGCUCUUGGAAAGUAGCAUGCUUGAACAGAUAUUGGCUGACGAUGACGAGCAACACAGUGUGUUACCUAUUACAACAUCUGCUGGUAUACAUUAUAAUCCAAAUGUUAAUCCAGCUGAAUUAACUGAUUUCCCUCGAUCGCGAUCUAUUACACCCAUACCUCCUGAGUUUAUUUCACUUGAAACAGAGUCGCAGUUCCCGGAACCUAUUUCUGAAGCUGAUGUUGUACAUUCAAUCAGUUCACGAAUCACUUCACCGUCCAUUUUAGUCACUGAUACAAGUGCAACAUCACCAGUAAGUGGCGCUUCCAGUUAA
Molecule: messenger RNA, 363 nt
Organism: Parnassius apollo (apollo)
Lineage: Eukaryota; Metazoa; Arthropoda; Insecta; Lepidoptera; Papilionidae
Source: the annotation of a GenBank genome assembly